Molecule: messenger RNA, 3171 nt
Organism: Heterobilharzia americana
Lineage: Eukaryota; Metazoa; Platyhelminthes; Trematoda; Strigeidida; Schistosomatidae
Source: the annotation of a GenBank genome assembly
AUGACGACCAGUAUGGAGAAUGAAUCAACUUCAACUCAGAAUAAACCAGGAGCUAAGCCAUCUCUUAUUACAACGUAUGAUGAAGAUACCGAAGAUCAAGACAAUGAUGCUGUCAACCAUUUUUCAUUAAAACGAGAACAAGAACAAAAUAAUAUUGAUAAUGAUGAUAGAAAUUCAAAACUGAAAAGUUUUGAAGAUCUAAUAGUUGUUCCAAGUUCAGCUGGAAUACCUCAUAUUUUCGAGAAUUCAUUCACAAAACACAACAGCACUACACAACCAUCGGUAAGAUCAAAUUUACAAAAGAUCAGAUUCCCAUCACUUGACAGAAUUGCACCUACAAUUCCUAGUAACAAACACAAUUCAAGGAGUUCAACAUCUACAUUCUCAAGUAACAGAAGUACUAUGAGUAGCAUCACCCGAUUCGACGUAGAUGAGAUAAUUUUUUCACUUCGAGAGAAAGCGCGUCAUAAUUUCCGUGAACUACGUCAUAAUUUUAUCAUAAAUGAUCCCAUGGGAGUUGGAAAUGUACGCAGAGAAGCACUCGGAAGAGUAUUAACACGUUUACUAUAUUGGCCUGUAAAACAGAAACACGUCACUCAACUACUCAGUCAGCUAGGCAUUCCAAGAGAUAAAGAGCUUAUCAAUUUUACAGAAUUCUACGCUACAUUAUAUCCGCGAAAUAAGGAAUUUAAUUCACUUUCAUCAAAGAAAGAGAAUAAGGAAAUACACGGAUUGCCAAACAGUGAAAGACAACUUGUCCCUCUACAACAAACGAAUCAGAAUAAAGACAAUACGGAAGAUGAUAAAAAUAAUAAUAAUAACAAUGCAUUUAGGUUAUUGACAGAUUCUGAUGAAUCAACUGAUCUUGCCAACAGUACCGAAAGCAAUCGCGAUUGGUCUUUUCUUACUGAGUUACCAUCACAGUCCGACCCGGUUAGACCCAAUCUGUUAGCUCACCAGGCUAUGGCUAUUCUUAGACAACAUUUAUUCAAGGGAUCACUUCAGUUAGACAACUUAUUCAAGUUAAAUACUCAUGAUGGACAAAAUCAGUUAAUUGAUCGUAACGAAUUUUAUCAAAAACUUUCUCAACUUGGUUUAUGCAUGUCGAAUGGUGAAUUUAUGAAGUUUUGGAAACGAUUGAAUCCCAAGAAUGAAUCAAGUUUACCAGCUGAAUAUUUUCUACAGCAUAUGAAUUUGAGCAGUAAUCAUAAUAACGGACAAGCAUCAAACAACAUGCUAUUAGCGAUAACCGAUGGAGAAAUGACAUCAUUAAAUCAAUCUAAAUUAUCACCAAUACAAAGCAUUAUCCCAAGUUUAAUUAGAAGAUUUCGUAAAGGAUAUAGAAAAGCUUGUAAAGCCGUUGAAAUAUGUACAAAGCGUUACAUUAAAGAUCUGGCAGAAAAUCCAAAUUCUUUACACAAUGAUAUUACCCCUAUGCCUGAAGGUUAUACAAAUGCUGACAUAUUUAUAGAAGUGUUGAAGUAUUUGAAAUUACCUGUAUUAGAAAAAAUACAGUUAGGGAAAUUUUUCAGUCGUUAUGGAUUAACACUUACAAGCAGAGGUUUACUACCAUAUGCAGAAUUAUUUCGACGUUUUCAAGAUCGUUCUGAAGCUGGUGUAGUACAUCAACUAUUGACCUACACACUGAUCUCGAAGAAACCAUAUAAUGAGCAAGAUGAAAAUAUAAUAAAACUUGAGUACGAAUUAACUCGAAAAUUCCAUAGAGAUUUCUUAACUUUACUUAAUACACUCAGAAAUUUUGAUCCAGAUCGUUCAGGCACCAUUACUCCAGCCAACUUUCGAAUCAUUUUAUUCAAUCAUUACGGAUUUGAAUUUAGUGAUGAAAGUUUUAAAGAAUUUCUUGACUAUCUACCACUUGACUCAAGUGGCAAUGUACAAUAUGCUGAAUUUAUGCGCCAAUUCGAUUCAAGAGGUGUAAAAUAUGAACCGCUAUUAGUGGAGAAAUCCAGAGAAGACCACCAGGCGGGAAACUGCAAGUUAGAAUCAAGUGUCAUGCUAGAAAACAAAAAGGAUGCACAAUCCACUGAUCAAAUAAAAUCUGAGUCGAUUGACCAAUCUCAAACAACAAUUAAUGUUAAAACUCACCACCGUACAAUGAAAGAUUUGAAAAAAAUUAUUCAUGAAACACUCAAGUCAAAAGUUCAUGAAAUUGAGAGUCGAUUUUAUGAAUUGGAUGAAUAUAAUACAGGUCGACUGACACAAGAACAACUAUAUCAACUACUAAGAAUUGCCAACAUUGAACCAGAAAUAACGCGUGGUGAAAUAAGAAAAUUAUGGCCAGAAUUUUUUGUUGAUCGAAAGCAAUGUUUAUCGUUUCAUGAAUUUCUACGACACUUUUUGUAUCGCAAAUCAGAUGCUUCCUAUCCAAAUGCUAAACUGGUCCCACCACGUUUGGGUGAUGCUGAUCUAAUGCCAUGUUCAAAUAAGCUGAAUGGUGUAACUUGUUUGAUUAAGGAUUCACUACGUGCUAAGAUAGAUUUUAUGUUUGACCUUCUAUAUAAAGAAUUCGUUGAAAUGGAUCCUGAAGGAACUGGAUUUAUAACGCAUAGCCAGUUAGCUCAAGUGCUAAUAGAAUUAUGUUUACAGGUAUCUGAUAGAGAAUUAGAUGAUUUGAUUGAAAAAUUCGAUAUACACAAAACGGAACGUGAGAUAUCUUAUCUUGCUCUGUUACAACCUUUCAUAAGGAAUCGUUUACUCAAGUCAAAUAAACUUGAUAGAAAGUCAAUAAGUUUAUUGGCGAAUCAAAUACUAGGAACAGCAAAAACUAACCAAAUCACAUCAUCUUUACUUCCUAUUUUGAAUGAAGUCAAACCGAAAGUACCGAUAUCCCGUCUCGGUUGGAGUAAAAUACGUCGGUCAAUGCAACAGGCUGAUAAAACACGUUGUGGUCGUUUAGAAGCACCAGUGUUUAGGGAUCUUUAUCAAAAUGGUACAGGAAUUCGUCUAACGGAUGAACAAGUUUAUCAACUUCUAACAAGACUUGAUCCUGACGUAUCUGGUACGCUACCUUAUGUACGUUUACUUGAAGAUACACAAGCUAUAUGCAAUUAUGAAGAUGAGGUGAGUAGGACGAAAAUGUCAAAAGGUGAAAAUACAGAGGAGCAAUGUGAUAAGACAACGAAUAAUGAAGAGCAUACUCAGGAAAGUUAG